This is a messenger RNA of Rhagoletis pomonella (apple maggot), 1888 nucleotides long. RefSeq lists its product as uncharacterized. The coding region runs from base 239 to 1888 and encodes 549 amino acids. The transcript has a single exon. The record is from RefSeq and is a predicted model, not a curated record. NCBI's taxonomy places the organism in Eukaryota, Metazoa, Arthropoda, Insecta, Diptera, Tephritidae.
ACAAGAACGAAGGUUCGCUUCAGCGAACAAUUUGCGAAAGAAACUCUUAAGCAAAUUGUUCGCUAACUCGAUAAAUUUUCGGAGUGGCAGCACAUUUUUGUUUUGACAAGCGUUGCUCGAGCAGUGAACAUAAAAUAAAGUGAAAUAUUAUUAUUUCUAGCAUUUAAGGUGAUUAAAUAACCAAAAUAAAGUUUGUUUCAUAAAAUUUGCAUUUGAUUGUAGUUUACGCGUGUGUAUAAUGCCAAACAGAAAGUGUCGCAAUUUUAUACGCGAGGCUAGCCAUGUAGCAGCCGCAAUAGCUACCAAAAGGAAAGCUUUGGCUGAAGUACCAGAAGGCUUGGAGAACAGCCUAGACAUUGCGGUUAUUGGCGGAUGCUUAAUCCCGAUCGACAUCCAACCAAACUGCACCGACUUAGUGCCUCCAUGUACUGCAAUUGGUGACAUCGAUAUUUCAACCACAACAAGCAGUCAAGUUGAAGGGGAGCCUUUCACAAUAAGAUCAGCAAAAUGGGUGUCUGCUAAUAACAUUAGUAAACAGGCGGGAAAUGCAUUGCUAGUUUUGCUAUCUGAAAAGAUUUCCGACUUACCCAAGGACGUUCGUACUUUGAAAAGUACACCACGCAGUAUAGUGAAACGAAAAGUAGACCCAGGGGAAUACGUUCACUAUGGCGUUAGGGAUGCUCUUACAGAUUUUUUAAUUAACUCUGAUUUCCAUUCUCCAAAUAUUUUUCUUAAUGUAAACGUUGAUGGGUUGCCUUUGCUCAAAAGCUCGCUUAAACAAGCUUGGCCAAUAUUAAUAAACGUGAAUGGUACAAAACCCGUGAUAGUUGUAGGUAUUUAUGUAGGCAAUUCCAAACCUAAAGACCCAAACAUUUAUUUAAAAGAAUUCGUUGACGAGCUACAAACAUUAGUUAGAGAUGGAAUGAUUUGUAGGAAUAAACACUUUAAUAUCGGAAUAAGAGCAUUUAUAAAUGAUGCACCAGCAUGGGCAUUUAUUUUAGGAGUUAAACAUCAUUCUGGAUAUUAUUGCUGCAAUAAAUGUGUUCAGAAGGGAGAAAGAUUUGAACGACGAAUUAUCUUCAAAAAAGAGCAUAAUGUGUCUACAUGUAAUGAAAGUUUUAGAAACCGCUUGUACCCAGAUCACCACAAUAUAACCGAGGAACCUGCUUUAGAAAAACUUCAAAUCGAUAUGGUAGAACAAUUUCCUUUCGAUUACAUGCACGUUGUUUGCUUAGGGGUUGUGAAAACUAUAUUAGUGGCUUGGACAAGAGUAAGAAGGCAACCUUUUUCUUUAAGGCGUGACUCUAUAAGCCUUAUAAGUGCACAAUUUUGUUCAUUAAAAAUAUUUUUUCCAAAAGAAAUCAGCCGAAAACCAAGACCACUUGAUGAUUUAGAAAGAUUCAAAGCUACAGAGCUUCGUACAUUUUUACUAUACACUGGACCAGUAGUUAUGAAAGGCUUUUUAGAUACUGCAAGAUAUAAUCAUUUCUUGGUUCUCAGCUUGGGAAUAAGACUUCUCCUUCAUGAGGAAUAUUGCAAAACCAAAAAUGGGCUUGCCGAUGCUUUGCUAAAUAAAUUUGUUGAAGAAAUACCUACACUCUAUUCAUUUACAAUGUUAUCUUUUAAUUUCCAUUGCUUAACCCAUUUAAGUAGACAGGCGUUGAAAUUUAAUUCUUUAGAAACUAUUAGCGCCUUUCCUUUUGAAAACUUUCUAGGGCAGUUGAAAGUUAUGGUUAAAAAAAGCGACUUCGUAAUAGAACAGCUAUACAAUAGAAUUGUUGAGAAAAGCUUAUUGAAUGUUUUUCAUAAAGUAGACAAAUUUAAUAACAAUGUGCCCGGUCAAAAAAUAUAUCACAAUAACUUUUUCUUUAAUCCUUUAAUAUGUUAA